ACUCAUUUCCCGCCUCAUCUCUCUCCAACCUAACGGUCUCCAUCUUCAAAUAUCGAAAAUUGAAAAACCCUUCCUCAUUAUUCAUUCUUGUCUCUAGAUUUUGCGUUUUUAUUUCUCAAUUCAAAAUGAAAGCAAAUCGGAGGUCCAAGAAACAAGAUACUUCUUCCAAGCUAAUUUUGGAAGAGAUAAUUGGAUUGACAACGAAGAAUGCCAAUGGAUUGGCUUCAAAUAUAUCCACAGCAAGCUGUGCUUACUUGGCAGGAUGCGUAGUAGUUAUUUACAAUGUGGAUUCUGGUAAACAAUCGCACCUCAUGGUCUCUCAUAGAUCACCGAAACCUUUGCGCUGUGUUGCAGUGUCACAGGACGGGCGUUUUGUAGCUGCCGGAGAGUCAGGGAAUCAACCUGCAGUAUUAGUGUGGGACUGUUCAACUCUGACUUUUGUGUCUGAACUGAAGGAUCAUCUAUAUGGAGUUGAAUGCAUUGCUUUCUCACCUGACGGGGAGCAUCUUGUGUCUGUUGGAGGAUAUAUAUAUCUUUGGAAUUGGCGAAGUGGGAUGCUGGUCACAAAGCUAAAAGCAAGUUCAUCUUGUUCUGCUGUUACCUCCGUGAGCUUCUCAGCAGAUGCAAAAUUUGUUAUUACUGCUGGCAAGAAGCAUUUGAAAUUUUGGGCAGUUGGAUCCUCUCCAGGGUCAUGCUUAAACAAAGGGACAUUGUCGCUGACAAUUCAUGGAAAACCUGUUAAUCUCGGUCCCCAGAAAGGAAGCUCAUUUACAUCUGUCGCAUCUGCAAUAUCGGUGACUCUUAAUAGUAAACAAGCCAUCGAUCUGUUUCCUAUCUAUGCCUUAACUGAUGAAGGUGUUUUGUGCCUUGUGGAUUGUGCUCUGUCAAUAAGAAAGUCAGUGGACUUAAAGGUUGAAAAAGGCUUUGCAUUAUCUGCAUCUGCUAAGCUCGUUGCUUGUGCAUGUUGUAAUGGCAUUGUACAACUCUUUAUGAGUGAGACUCUCAAUUAUGCUGGAAGUUUGCUAUACUCUAGAGCCAAAAUUUGCCGGGAGCAAGCUGCUAUUGUUUACUCCUCUAGUACCAUGGAAAAGGAUUUUCAACCUGGUCUUCCUGAUGCAGUAGCUUGUCAGUUCUCUACUUCAGAAAAGUUGGUUGUUGUUUAUGAAGAUCAUAGUCUCCACGUAUGGGAUAUUCAUGAUACAAACAAGGCCACUAGGUGCUACGUGCUAGUUUCACAUUCUGCUUGCAUUUGGGAUGUCAAAAAUCUUUGUUGUGAAAACAUGCAUGAUCCAUCUGUUGCAUGUGUUGCUAGAGGUUGUUCUGGUGGAGUUUCCUUUGCAACAUGCUCAGCUGAUGGCACUAUAAGGUUAUGGGAUCUUGCAUUGCAACUUGAUCUGGUAGAUGACGAUUCAGGCCAUAAUUUUUUGAAUACUGAAUCAGCUGUCACUGCACAUUUAGCGAGUUCUGGGGUUUUUGAGCGAGAUAUCAUGGAGGCAAGCACUAGUACUCAAGGAUUUCGGUCAAUGGCUGCUAGUGCAGAUGGAAAGUAUCUGGCUGUUGGAGAUUGCGAGGGAAACCUUCACAUUUAUAACCUACACACAUCUGAUUAUACUUGCUUUAAGGGUGUACAUGACACAGAGAUCCUCUCAUUGAGCUUCAGCUUGUCUAGUAACAAAUGUGAUAUUUCUGAAGAAGUUGUUGAUGAUAAUUACUUCCUUGCAUCAGGAGGGCGGGACCGAAUUAUCCACCUCUAUGACGUCAAAAGGAAUUUUGAUCUCAUUGAAAGUAUUGAUGACCACUCAGCUGCUGUGACUUCUGUAAAGCUCACUUGUCGUGAUUGCAAGAUUCUCAGUUGCAGUGCUGAUAGGUCUCUGGUGUUCCGUGAUGUUUCUAUGACAGAUAGUGGUCAUAAGAUUUUGCGUCGUCAUCAUCAAAUAGCAUCUCAUGGAACUGUCUAUGAUAUGGCUUUAGAUCCAACAACGGAGUUUGUUGUCACAGUUGGGCAGGAUAAGAAGAUCAAUGCAUUCAACAUUGCUUCUGGGAAGCCAAUUCGAUCAUUCAAACAGGAUAAAGAUUUUGGAGACCCAAUAAAGGUUACUAUGGACCCCAGUGGCAGUUAUCUGGUGUGCUCCUACUCUAAUAAGUCCAUGUGCAUGUACGACUCUAUCAGUGGAGAAAUGGUGGUGCAAGUCAUGGGACAUGGUGAAGUUAUAACUGGUGUCAUCUUUUUACCGGACUGCAAGCAUGUGAUAUCUGUUGGGGGCGAUGGUUGCAUAUUUGUAUGGAAACUGCCUGCUCGUAUUUCUUCCAGGAUGCUACAGAGAAUAAAGGAAAAUUCUCGUCCGCUGAGUUCCAAAAACUCGGUCCUAACAUCUGCUUUUAAUCGAAUCAUAAUUUCUGAAGAGGAAGACCAGCUGUGCAGAAUCAAUCCUGAAGAUGAUCUGUUUCCUGAAUCAAACCAAGUUGUACAGAACAUGCUUGACAAAGUUGGUGGGCCUCGAAGGACACCAACAUUUAGAUUUAGCAUUUCAAGACUUCCCAUGUGGGCACAGGCUAAGGUUGCACAUUCUGAUAUUCUAUUGAAUCCUGAUUUCACUUCAUCUCAGCCACAACAACAGUUAGAAGAAAAAAGUCUAUCUCCUAUGGCUAGUGAUGGAAGGGAGUAUGGUCCUUUUUACCAUGAAGCUCAAACUCCAGUCAGUCUUGAUGUGCGAGGCAAUGCAUCAUGCCUGAGUAGCCUGUCCAGAACUUCUCCUGAUACUAAUAGCAGCCAAAUUUCACCAAUAUCUCAAGAAAACCUCAAAUAUUUUGCCAAGGACAACCACUGGCUUAGCAUUUAUACUGUAUGCCUUGAUGUACUCAAUUCCCCAGAGACCCAUCUUUCAACAAAUCUGAAAAUGCCGGUCUUAUCAUCCCAUUUGUUACAAAACCCAGCCAAAUUACCAAGGGAUGGAGAGUUCCCUUUAGAGCAAGCUUUCAUUGUUAGGAGUGAUGGGUACAAAGUUCCAAAAAGAUACGCCUGUUCUGGUAGAUGUGAAAAUCUGGAUAAUCAUGAUCAUGGAUUUGGCUUGCAUAAUACAAGUACAUGCCAGUGCCAUAGAUUAGUUUCUACUCACAUGGCAGAGCAGCUGAGUACGGAUAAAUCUAGAAGCCAAAUGCGAAAGCCUAUACGAGGUGAUUGCUGCCAUUUGAAGUCUGAGGACAACGAGCUUUUCAAGCAAAAUUUUGGCAGCUUAUCAACAAGCUGCUGCAAGGUGGAGAGAAGUAGAUCAUCAGUGAGAAGAAGGUACUCUGCACGGUACAUUUUGCAGCGGGACUAUCAUGGAGAUUGCAAGAGACUAUUUGACACACCAGACCGUGAAGGUGGUAAGACCUUGAAAUAUGGGGGAGAAACUGUGCCCCACAACACCUCAGAGAAUCUGGAAGAAGUGCAGCAGGAAAGUUCUUGUAAACAGGGGGUAAAGAGCUCGGUACAAAUAUCAAAUCUUUCUCGAUCACAAAAUGAAUGGACUAAAUUCUCCCAAGCAGAAAAUUCUUUACACAUGAAAUUAAGAGAAACAAUGGAUCAGAAGGAAAUUACACAAGAAGAAAGUAAUUUUCAGCAAAGAACAAUUGCAUGCAGGGAAGCAUUACUCCAUUUGGAUGAAGCUGCUAAGAAUGUUCUCAAUUUAUUUGCAGAAUUAGGAGCAACUCUGGUCUCUAAAGACGACAUUUCAAGUGGACCUGAAGCUGAGUUGUAUGAUGAAGCAGGAAAAUUACUUCCAUCAAUUGCAGAGAAACUAGAUGCAGUUGCAGAAUUGGUGCAAUGCAGAAACAACUAUUCUUGCAGAAGUAGGGCUGAAGUUUCAGGAUUCAAACCUCUGUUAGAAACAUUUGCAGAGAAUCUAUCAAAAAGGGUAAUGGAGAUGGUAGAGAAGAACCUUAACAAGGAUUGACUAUCUCAUUUUCCUGUUUGUAAAUAUCAGCCUUCUAAAUUCUAAACCAUUUAAUUCUGUUUCUUCCAUAAUUUUUUUUUUCCUCAGGAAGCAGCAGGAUGAUUCUGUAAAUAAAUAAUCUUAAAUAUAAGAAUAUGGUAAAUAAUCUUCAGAUGUUCCAA
This is a messenger RNA of Jatropha curcas, 4096 nucleotides long. The record is from RefSeq and is a predicted model, not a curated record. Lineage: Eukaryota; Viridiplantae; Streptophyta; Magnoliopsida; Malpighiales; Euphorbiaceae.